This is a messenger RNA of Staurois parvus, 278 nucleotides long. The record is from the annotation of a GenBank genome assembly. NCBI's taxonomy places the organism in Eukaryota, Metazoa, Chordata, Amphibia, Anura, Ranidae.
UGCUGGGCACUGACUGGUGGCACUGACUGGCAGCACUGCUGGGCUGCACUGAUAGGCACUGCUGGGCACAGGUGGGUGGGCACAGGUGGGUGGCACUGCUGGGCACAGGUAGAUGGCACUUCUAGGCACAGGUGUGUGGCACUGCUGGGUGGCACUGGUGGGCACUGCUGGGCACAGGUAGGCUGCAGUGAUGGGCACUGAUAGGCUGCACUGAUGGACACUGAUAGGUGGCACUGAUGAGGAGGCACUGGUAGGUGGCACUGAUGGGCAUUGACAGG